AUGUUUCAGGCCCACCGCGCCUUGGCCGCAUCAAACACCGUUGCUCAUUUAUUCGCACAGGUUAUCAGGCAUAUUCUUUCCCCCCACCUUCAACCUUUCUCACGCAGGACGCUGGACGUCGUAUAUACUACACUGCAAAUGAAGCUCUCGAUGUCAGCACUUUGUAUUAUGGCGGCAUCGCUUGCCGUCUCUUCGGUUCUUGCCGAUUUUCAGUAUGGUUUGCCCUGGGGUGGUGAUUCGAGGUGGGCGGCGUCUAUUGCCAAGAAGUCCUCGUCUUGGUACCAUCACUGGGAGAACGGUCUCGUUCAUGAGCUUGGCCAUCUCGAAUACGUUCCUACCUUUUGGGGUCCGACAAAGUGGUCUCAAUGGAACAAGCGUAAGCAUGAGAUGAACCAUCUUCACAUCGAGCACCUCCUGGCUUUCAACGAGCCAGAUGUCAAGGGUCAGGCCAACAUCGACCCUGAUACGGCGGUAGGUCUCUUCAUGCAAGAGCUGCAGCCAUAUGCACGCAAGGGUGUCAAGGUCAGCUCUCCUCAAAUGGUGUGGGACCUUGACUGGCUGUCAAAGUUCAUGAACAAAUGCCACGAGGCUGGGUGCAGCAUCUCUUUUAUCGCGCUUCAUUGGUACGGGGGUCCUCGUGACAUCGAAGCACUAAAGAAGUGGGUCCGGUCAGUUCACGAUAAGUUCAAGAUGCCCAUUUGGAUUACUGAGUACGGUCUGAACGCCAAAUCGAACCCUUCGGAUGAUGACACUAUCGGCUUCCUGGCAGAAUCGCUCGAAUGGAUGUCUACUCAACCCUACAUUCACCGUGUCGCAUGGAACGGUUGCUAUGAUGUUGGCUCCAAACCCGACUCGUUUAUUUCUGCCAAGAAUGCUUACUUCAAGGACGGCUCUGGUGCUCUUCGAGCAAUUGCUCACGCCUGGUUUAGUGGUAAAGGCAACAUUCUCAUGUCGAAUCCUAACUUCAAGAUUGUGAACAACACUCGCAACUCUGCUGAUGAUUCACUGUCGAGGCACAAAGCACACCGUAAGAGGUUCCUAUUGUAA
Malassezia restricta is the source of this 1047-nucleotide messenger RNA. RefSeq lists its product as uncharacterized. Gene Ontology annotation, cellular component: fungal-type cell wall. NCBI's taxonomy places the organism in Eukaryota, Fungi, Basidiomycota, Malasseziomycetes, Malasseziales, Malasseziaceae. The coding region runs from base 1 to 1047 and encodes 348 amino acids. The transcript has a single exon. The record is from RefSeq and is a predicted model, not a curated record. Gene Ontology annotation, biological process: fungal-type cell wall polysaccharide metabolic process.